Molecule: messenger RNA, 810 nt
Organism: Mesorhabditis belari
Lineage: Eukaryota; Metazoa; Nematoda; Chromadorea; Rhabditida; Rhabditidae
Source: the annotation of a GenBank genome assembly
AUGUUCAAUGCUUUUGAAAAAGACUGGGAAAAGGUCCACGUUGAAGCAAAACGAAAUUUUGAUGGCGACAAAUGGCUUGAGUUUCUCGAGGAAAGAUAUAGUUUUAUAUUGGAUUACAUCGAAAACAUUCUCCCUCCAAUUCUCGACUUGCUCAAUUCACCGCCAGAAGAAGUGAAGAUGUGCUGUCAACUGUAUCCACAAAUUUACAAUGAGUAUGAUCCGGUCAAAGUUGAAUCAAUCGGUGACUACCAUCGAAUUCAUAUGCCCGACGUGGUGUCUAGAAUCUAUACAAUCCCGCUCGUGAUAAUUGCCCAUGAGAAAAUCAAGUCAAUAUGGCUCUCAAUUGAGGACAGCUGUGCCUAUACGUCGCCAGAAAAAAGAAAAAAUGAAAGUCGAAAGCAAAAGAUAAUGACACUGUGGCACAGAAAAACUGCUCGGGAAAUGGAGGCACGGCCUGACGAGGAGCCGUCGCCAAUUGCCAAGAAACUACAAGAGAUAUUUGCAAUUUACAACGAACGAUACUCGCUAACAGCCGAUUGGGCUUCAAAUUUAAACGAAUUUCUCAGCUUACUUGGCCAGGCAAAAAGAAAAACGGGGAAAAGUGUUUCCGAGUGCUCUGCUAUUAUGGAAGAACGAUGUGAUAUUUUGAUGGAUUAUGUGAAAAAUGUGCUUCCCCAGGAAUUGGUCAAGAGAAACUUGAAAUCACAGAAUUUCAAGCAAUUUGUUUGGUUUUCUGAUGAUGGAAAGUUUGCUUACACGUCUCCAGAAAGAAAUGCGAGUGACGAAGAGAAAAAGAGAGUUCGAGAAUUU